Messenger RNA from Serinus canaria (Common canary), 1635 nucleotides. It is a transcript of the gene STRAP, whose product is annotated as serine/threonine kinase receptor associated protein. Gene Ontology annotation, cellular component: SMN complex. Gene Ontology annotation, biological process: spliceosomal snRNP assembly. Gene Ontology annotation, molecular function: protein binding; RNA binding. The record is from RefSeq and is a predicted model, not a curated record. Bases 92 to 1150 code for a protein of 352 amino acids. Lineage: Eukaryota; Metazoa; Chordata; Aves; Passeriformes; Fringillidae. The transcript is spliced from 10 exons.
CCCGUCACUUCCCCCGCUGCUGCCGCCACCGCCGCCGCUCCCGCCAGGCCGCCGGACUCGUGCCCCUGCCCAGGCCCCUGCUGCCGCCGCCAUGGCCAUGAGGCAGACCCCGCUCACCUGCUCGGGCCACACGCGGCCCGUGGUGGACCUGGCCUUCAGCGGCGUCACCCCCUACGGAUAUUUCCUCAUCAGCGCCUGCAAGGAUGGCAAGCCCAUGCUGCGCCAGGGGGACACGGGCGACUGGAUUGGCACAUUUCUGGGUCACAAAGGGGCUGUUUGGGGUGCCACCCUGAACACAGAUGCCACCAAAGCAGCUACAGCAGCAGCAGAUUUCACAGCCAAAGUGUGGGAUGCUGUGUCAGGCGAUGAACUAAUCACACUGGCUCACAAACACAUUGUCAAAAGUGUGGAUUUUACACAGGAUAGCAAUUAUCUGUUAACAGGUGGACAGGAUAAGCUCUUGCGUAUCUACGACUUGAGCAAGCCAGAAGCAGAACCUGAUGUUGUCAGUGGACAUACUUCUGGCAUUAAAAAGGCCUUGUGGAGCAGUGAUGACAAACAGAUUCUUUCAGCUGAUGAUAAAACUGUCCGCCUCUGGGACCGGAGUACCAUGACUGAGGUGAAGUCACUAAAUGUGGCAAUGUCAGUGAGCAGCAUGGAGUAUGUUCCAGAAGGACAGAUACUGGUGAUAACCUAUGGGAAGACUAUUGCUUUUCAUAGUGCAGAAACUCUAGAGCAAAUUAAAUCAUUUGAGGCACCUGCUACAAUCAAUUCUGCAUCUCUUCACCCUGCGAAAGAAUGUUUGGUUGCAGGUGGUGAAGAUUUUAAACUCUAUAAAUAUGACUAUAAUACAGGAGAAGAAUUAGAAUCUUAUAAAGGGCACUUUGGUCCCAUUCACUGCGUGAGAUUUAGCCCCGAUGGAGAGUUAUAUGCAAGUGGCUCUGAAGAUGGAACACUAAGGCUGUGGCAGACAACAGUAGGGAAAACCUAUGGCCUUUGGAAGUGUGUAGUUCCUGAAGAGGAGAAUGCAGAAGCAGCAAAAGCAAGGACUGCCCUUCCAGGAACCGCAGAGGAGGAAAUAGUUGCAGAAGAGAUUGCCUCUGAAAACUCAGAUACAGUGUACAGCUCAACUCCUGAAGUGAAAGCCUGAUUACUGCAGCUGUUACGUGACACGUGGACAUGCGAGACUAAAUCAAGUGAGCAGUGACAGACAGCAGCCUUCCAGAGUGCGCUCCCUCCGUGGGGCAAAGAUGGGCAGUAAUUGAUGAGAAUGCAGUGGAACUGGCUAGGUGUUGUCUGUAAGAGAACUGAGCAUCCAAAUAAAAACCCAAAAGACAAGUAGUAGAGUUCUGCUGGCUUUUUGGCAUGACUGCCUACUGUCUUUUCAAAGAAGUGUGCAAGCCAAGAUCCAGUCUCUCCAAUCUCAAUUAGACUCAUUGUAGUGUGUUUUCAUUAUUACAAAGAAGAGAUACAAUGGCUUUUACCUUUUUUUUUUCUUGAAAGUUGGAAAAAUUGGCUCUAGUUGAAAAGAAGGGAUUAUGUACUUUAAAGUAUUUGGUUCGGGUUUUGUUUCAUUGUAUGCUGCUUCUGAAUGUUUAACUGUUUUCAGUUGUCUAAAUAAAAAGCCUCUCCAGA